CCGGGAUUUGCGAGCUGCAGCGUUCAAGAGAGGCCACCAGGUGAGGGGGACCCCCGGCUGUAGCCCAGGUCGGGGUCCCCCGCCACAGGGUCUGAGGUCCGGCGUCCUCGUUCCUCCCAGCUCAGGCGUCCUGGGUCCAGCCUUGCGAGCGGUUACUCCGCGCGCUGACGGCAGGACGGCGCUUGGGAGCGCGGUGCACGCGAGAGGAAGGGGACAUUCUGAGCAGUUAAGCUGAGCUCCCUGCGGGCCCGCGAGCGAACACUGCGCCCGGCCGAGCCCAGCUUAGAAAACACGGAAGGGAGGAUUUCCGCGGAGCCGGAGGGGCGCGGCGCGCGCCCGCCUGCGCAUGCUCGGUGCCGUCCCUGGCUGGUCCUAGUCCGGCGCGGCGCGGCGGCGGCAGCGGAUCCCUCCGCCCGCAAUGGCGGCCCCCAGGACGCCGGGGGGCUCGGUUCUGAAAGAUGUAGUGGCUUAUGUUGAGGUGUGGUCAGCCAAUGGAACAGAAAAUUAUUCAAAGGCAUUUAGAAACCAACUUGUGGAUAUGGGGGCAAAGGUUUCAAACACUUUUAACAAACAAGUGACUCACGUGGUGUUUAAAGAUGGGUACCAGAAAACCUGGGACAAAGCACAGAAGAGAGGCGUAAAGCUCAUUUCAGUGCUCUGGGUUGAAAAAUGCAGGACGGCUGGAAUGCACGUCGAUGAAUCACUGUUCCCUGCCACCAACACUCGUGAACACUUACCGCGCCUGAUGAAAAAGAAACGUAAGUGUAUGCAACCCAAAGAUUUUGUUCCUAAAACACCAGAAAAUAAUAAGAGACUUCAAAAGAAAUUUGAGAAAAUGGCCAACGAGCUGCAAAAGCAAAAAACGACUCUAGACAAUGACAUACCUGUUCUUUUAUUUGAUUCCAAUGGUUCGUUGAUGUACAGUCCAACCAUUAAAAUGUACUGUGGUCAGCACAGUGCAAUGGAGAAGAGAUUACAGGAGAUGAAGGAGAAAAGGGAAAAUCUCUCCCCUACCUCUUCCCAAAUGAUUGGAAAGUCUUAUGAUAACCCAGUUAACUCUUCGUGUGAAGUAUCUUUGAAUAUUUCACAUGAUACUUCGUGUUCAGAUAAAUCCUUUGCUGGUGAUCUGCACUUAUCUUUUGAUGAUCUUUGUGGAAACUCAGGAUGUGGGAAUCAGGAAAGGAAAUCGGGAGGAUUCGUUGAUGCAAUUGAAAGUGAUAUGCAUGUUUCUUCACCUGUGUUGAAAACAAACACUAUUCAUCCAUCAGCAUCUCCCCCGUGCCUCAGUCAGUUAACGCCUCAGAAAUCCAUGCACAAGCUUUCAGAGGAAGAGAUGCGAGGUCCUGAAGGCCAAGGGGUCGGCCCUGACAAGACGCAGUCUGAGGGAGCGGCUGAAGAGAUGUUUGGUGAGAAGGAGGGUUUGUCUCCCGUGUUAUCUGCAACAACAGGCCGCUGUGUAGGACAUUUACGUCACAGGAGCUCCUCAGCAAAGAGAAAAAGAACGUCAGAGCACUUCCAUUCCCCUGCAAAAAAGAGACGAAAGGAAAAGAGCAGCAGGAGGUCGGGCAGGCCCAAACUGCAGCUGUUUAAGCCAGAAAGCAGCCCACAGCUCCGCAGCAGCUGUGCUGUCCAGAGUCUGGACUGGGAGGGGUCCUCGUACGACGAUUACUUCUCACCUGAUAAUCUUGAGGAAAGGAGUUCAGAGAAUCGUCUUCCUGGGUGUCCGUCGUCAUCAAGCCCUGCUCAGUUCCGCUGCAGAUUUGGUCUUUCUAAGAGGGAGAGAGCAAACGUCUUGGAAAUGUCUGAUUUUUCCUGCAUUGGUAAGAACCCCAGACCAGGUGACAUGACCAAUUUAACAGCAAACACCAGCUCCAGUUUUCAGAAACCGAGAGAUAAUGAAGCAAAUACAACUUUGGGUUGUACGACUCCUGAGCAGACGUCUGCUGCUGAAGAAACUGCAGGGUGUUGUCGACCUGCUGAUGCUCAGAAAGGAGGGGUGUGCCCUGACGGAAGUAACUCUGCUUACACCAUCGGUGAACUCCCGUGUCAGAAAGGACCUCACAGUGAUGUCACGCCCUUGGAUGGAAGCAAUAAAGCAGUGAAAGAAGUGGAUGACAUAAAAAGCAUGCAGAAAGAAGAUACCACUUCUAGAACAUUGAGUCCCUCUGAAGGUGUUAAAAAUGGACCAGGCCGGCGUGGUGGUGUAGAAGGUUCAUGGGAAGGCUGCAGGGACCUCAUCGGAUCUCACGAGGAAUCAGAGAGGAGAAGCCAAGGCCACAAGCCAACAAGAACAUUAGUCAUGACAAGCAUGCCAUCUGAAAAGCAGGACAUCGUCAUCCGGGUUGUGGACAAAUUGAAAGGCUUUUCCUUGGCCUCUGAAGUGUGCGGAACCACCACUCACGUGCUGGCAGGGAAACCCCUGCGCACGCUGAACGUGCUGCUGGGCGUUGCGCGUGGCUGCUGGAUUCUCGCCUACGAAUGGGUACUGUGGUCUUUGGAACUGGGUCACUGGAUUUCCGAGGAACCAUUUGAACUUUCUGACUCCUUCCCUGCAGCUCCUCUCUGCCGUCUGGAGCGCCGUUUGUCUGCGGGGAGGUACCGGGGGACCCUGUUUGCCGACCAGCCGGUGAUGUUUAUCUCCGCAGCCAGCGACCCCCCCAGAGCCAAGCUGUGUGAGCUGGUCCGCCUAUGCGGGGGUCGGGUCACGUACGUCCCUCGCCAGGCCAGCGUCUUCAUCGGGCCCUCCCGAGGAAAGAAGAAGGCGACACUCACGUACCUGUCGGAAAGGUGGAUAUUAGACUCAGUCACUCAGCACACGGUCUGUGCCCCUGAGAACUACCUGUUACAGCAGUGACGGAGACGCCACUCCAGCAGCCCCAAAGUUCUCUUUGGACAUUCACGUGACAAACUUGUGAACUUGUGAAGAGAAGGACCUGACCCAGACGGGAAGCCUCUUUAUAUUGUCAUUUGUUCGCCUGAGUGUUGUGGGUUUUAUGUAAAGAAAGCCCUUUGUGUGCCUGUCUGAUGACAGAGCGUGUGUUUCAGACAUGCGCUGACUCACGCUGUCAGGGCUUUUUCUGUAUAAUGUCAGUCUUCGUGUCUUAGUAAUGAUUGUAACCAAAAGGUCACAGAACCUUCAUCAUUCACUUGUUAAAUAAACAGGGAGAAUUAGUUUCAGUCAUUUUAUCCCUGAGAACAAUCAGAGAAAACCCUAAGUUUCUUGGUUACACUCUGAGAUCUUUAUCCCGUGUCAUGUACUAGGUCAGAAGGAUGCUGGUCUGUUAUUCAGGAUACUUUCUAUGUACCUGAGAUUCCACACACGGUGACUGAUGAGGAGCGCCGUGCGGUGGGAAUUGGUGCCGUGGAGCAGCCUUCCUUCUCCACGCUGAGCGUAUGGUGAGGACAGCAGCCCCCACAAGAAGUGUCAGCAUCCACUGUGCACAUGGAUGCUAGCUGUCCCCUGGAGGAAACCGCCGUGGGACUGAAUCACACACAUGCCUGUCCGUCACGCUAAAUCCUGAAGAGUCUGAAGGUGCCACUAAGAUGCUACUGUCCCCUCUCCACGUUGUGACUGAUCUCAGCUGUGAUUCCUACCUCAAAUAUCAGUCUCUCAGCUAGUAUAAUGGAUCCACCUCUAGAAUAAACCUUUAAGAAAAGAGAUGGCAGUCCACAUGGAAAUAAUGAAGGGUGUUCUCUUGGUUUAAAAAUAAUGUGCAACACAAAUAAUGCCCUCACAGCGCCAGGCCACAACAACAGCCGGACCUCAGGCCCUUCCUGUCAUGUGACACACGCUCAUUCACUGUGUUCCCCAAGCAGCCUGGGCCUGGCCACUGCGAAGCUCAGGGACACCAGCAGAGCUCCUAUGACACCAACAAUUCCUGAGGAGACUGACCAAAAUUGUGCUGAAUCAUGCUGGGGACAAACCACAAAGAACUUCCCAUCCCCCCAUCCAUACACCAGCCAUCGAGUGCCACCAACCCUCUGUCCACUCCUGCAUCCUCGGGACUGAGGUCUGGGCCCUGCGGCUGGCCUGCCAGUGGCCACUCCAGAGUCUCUUUCUAAAAGCGAACAAUUGAUGAGGACACUGAUUUUUGCCAAACAACACGCUAAGCAUUUUAUACAUGGGACCUCACUGAAUCCUCCCACUAAUCCUAAAAGUUACUACAGCCCUGCAGUUCCUUACGCAAAACACAAAGGGCUAAAAGUGUUUCAGAAGCCGGUUGUUUUUUAAUUUUCAAAGGUAUAGGACUUUGACCAUUUCUAAUCAACAUUGUAUUGAAAAUUCUAUCCAGAGAAGAUGGCAAGAAGAAGAAAUUAAAGGCAUACAGAUUAGAAAUGAAGAAGUAACACUGUUCUCCGAUCACAUGAUACUAUAUGUAAAAAUUAUAAGGCACCAAAGAAAACAUUAGAAUAAGCAACUUUAGCAAGAUUACAGGAUACAAAAUCAAUAUAGCAAACUAAAUUAAUUGUAUUUCUAUAUACUAUCAAUAAACAAUUUGAAAAUGAAAUUAAGAAUACAAUUCCAUUUAUAAUGGCAUCUAAAAAUAAGCUACGUAGGAAUAAAUUUAACAAAAAUAUAAGGCCUGUAUACUGAAACCUACCAAACAUUGCUGAGAGAAAUUAAAGAUCUAAAUAAGUAGAGAAAUAUACCAAGUUCAUGUUUUAGAAGACAGUAUUGAUAUGAUGACAAUUCUCCUCAAGUUGAUCUAUAGAUUCAAUGUAGUCAUCAAGGGAUACAUAAUCCAGACAGAAAACCAAUUAAAAAAAAUCCGCCUCAAAUGACACAUUUGUAGAGAUGGACUUAACAGACAUUUACAGAACAUCCUUUCCUAAAGCAACAGAAAAUGCAUUGUUCUCCAGCAAACAUGGAACAUUCUCCAGGUUAGAUCAUAUGUUAGGCCGCAAAACAAGCCUUAAUAACUUGAAGAACAUUGAAGUUAUAGCAAGUAUCUUUUCCAACCACAACAGUAUGAAACACGGAGUCAGCAGAAUAUCCGUAUCUUCAAUCCCAGUCAUUAAUCUUAAGAAAAUUUUCUUUAAAAAGAAAAAUGACAAGUACCUAAAGAUUCUCAUUACAGCAUUAUUCAUAUUGAAAAGUACAUAACUGGGAACAAUUAAAUAUCCAAUAGUAUGGAAAUAAUUUAGCAGGUUAUUACACAUCAGUCUGAGGAAAUACCAGGCAGCGUUACAAAUUAUAAUCAUGAAGACUGAUACAGUGUAGGAAAUUUUUAUAAUAUGAAAUAAAAAGAUACAAAAUUAUAUUUAUACUGCAGUCAGAACCAUACAAAAUUACGCAUGAUUAGCGAAACUAUACGAAGGUGACAUAGAGUCGUGAUUUGAGUGGGUGGGGCAGCUGGACCAUGAUUAAUUUUUGUAUUUGAUUUUUGUUUGUGUUACAAUGUUUUUUGGUAAUAUUACUAAUAUUUUGAAAAGAAAAAUUCAGGCACCUACCUAUUCAAACCAAUUGCAAUCAAAGCCUUAUUUGCAUAGCAGUUUGCAUGCUGAAUUUUGGUGAUCUCCUGUUUCUUCGUGUACAUGUCAGUCCAAGUUUCUUUUGCUGAGUUAUGUAAUCACCCAACGCCUCAGUUUCCUCAUCUCUAAAAUGGCGGUGUUCACACCUCCUCAGAAGCCCUAGGGGUCAGGUUGCUCUACUCAUAAAGUUCUUUGCAAACUGAAAAUUAACAUCCAGUCAACCUGUCAUCUCUCUGCUGCCUUCUCACAAUCCGGUCAUUCUUCCCCUUCUUCACACCUUCCUGUUCUUUAUUUUUCCACAUUCAACUCAAUUCCUUUGCCUUCUCAUCCACUGUCCCUCCCCCCCAAUUUUUCCCAUCCUUCCUGGAGGUCAGAAUGGGUGU
Molecule: messenger RNA, 5855 nt
Organism: Rhinolophus ferrumequinum (greater horseshoe bat)
Lineage: Eukaryota; Metazoa; Chordata; Mammalia; Chiroptera; Rhinolophidae
Gene: MCPH1
Product: microcephalin 1
Exons: 15
Coding region: 419-2854 (811 amino acids)
Biological process (GO): cerebral cortex development; mitotic cell cycle
Source: RefSeq, a predicted model, not a curated record